AUCAACAAAGUGUUGGUGAGAGUGUGUGGAGAAGGUGUCAAGUUCACAGUGGAGGGUGGAGGUAACGGUGUACCUGGGGGCGUUGUUGGCCCCAAUGAGGUGAUGAUGGGCUACGGUGGUGCCGUGGGGACCAGUGGCGCUAUGGGACCCUCUUCGGGAGCUGAUGUGCUCGGUUCAACUGGUGAUUACAGUCCCCAGGGUACCCCCAACUCCCUGGGUGGUCACCCUACGGGGUCCGUCGAUCCUGCUGGCACCUACAAUAUACCCGGGAGUGCCGGGGCCCCCCUUACCACUUACAGCCCCCAAGACAGUCCUGCCAGCUCUGCUGGAGCCAGUGCCAAUAAUAAUGAAAAGCUGCCCACCUUCGGGUUUACUCAGGAGCAAGUUGCCUGCGUUUGUGAGGCGAUGGUGUCAUCUGUCCAGGUACUCCAGCAAGCCGGUUCCAUAGAGCGUCUUGGCAGGUUUCUCUGGUCAUUACCGCAGUGUGCACGACUUCAGCGGCAUGAAAGUGUGCUAAAAGCCAAGGCGAUUGUCGCCUUUCAUCGGUGUAAUUUCAAGCAGCUUUACCAAAUUCUCGAAAGCAACUCCUUCAGCCCCCACAAUCAUCCAAAGCUCCAGGCCCUGUGGCUGAAAGCUCAUUACAUCGAAGCUGAAAGACUUCGUGGCAGAGCACUUGGAGCCGUUGGAAAAUAUCGAGUGAGACGGAAGUUCCCGUUACCAAGGACGAUUUGGGACGGAGAAGAAACGUCUUAUUGUUUCAAAGAAAAGUCAAGAAGUGUUUUGAGAGAGUGGUACGCUUCAAAUCCGUAUCCGUCACCAAGAGAGAAACGCGAACUGGCUGAAAGCACUGGGUUGACUACUACACAAGUCAGCAACUGGUUCAAAAAUAGAAGACAACGUGAUAGAGCGGCUGAGCAAAGCCUCAGUAUGGAAGUUCAAUCAGAUGGA
Cotesia congregata is the source of this 948-nucleotide messenger RNA. NCBI's taxonomy places the organism in Eukaryota, Metazoa, Arthropoda, Insecta, Hymenoptera, Braconidae. The record is from the annotation of a GenBank genome assembly.